Porites evermanni is the source of this 2835-nucleotide messenger RNA. NCBI's taxonomy places the organism in Eukaryota, Metazoa, Cnidaria, Anthozoa, Scleractinia, Poritidae. The record is from the annotation of a GenBank genome assembly.
AUGUUGAACGAUGCCAAAAAGAUAAAAAACAAACGCUUUGAAGGGGAUGCAUGUAAAAACCUUGGUCAUGCCUAUCAUUCUCUCGGUGAAUUCAAGAAAGCAAUGGAGCUUCAUCAGCUGGGCCUAAGAAUUGCCAAAGAGACUGGAAACAAAGAUGCAGAAGGACAGGGAUAUAACAACCUUGGCCUUACCCAUCAUUCUCUCGGUGAAUUCAACAAAGCAAUUGAGCGUUAUGAGCUGGGUCUAAGUAUUGCCCAAAAUACUGGAAACAAAGAUGCAGAAGGAACUGUAUAUAACAACCUUGGCGUUACCUAUAGAUAUCUCGGUAAAUUCGAGAAAGCAAUUGAUCUUUUUCAGCUGGGUCUAAGUAUUGCCAUAAAUACUGGAAAGAAAAAUGCAGAAGGAAUUCGAUAUAACAACCUUGGCCUUGCCUAUCAUUCUCUCGGUAAAUUCAAGAAGGCAAUUGAGCAUUUUGAGCUGGGUCUAAUUAUUGCCAUAAAUACUGGAAACAAAAAUGCAGAAGGAAUUCGAUACAACAACCUUGGCCAUGCUUAUCAUUCUCUCGGUGAACCCAAGAAAGCAAUUGAGCUUUUUCAGCUGAGCCUAAGUAUUGCCAAAAAUACUGGAAACAAAGAUGCAGAAGGAAUUGGAUAUAACAACCUUGGCGCUGUCUAUCUUUCUCUCGGUGAAUUCAAGGAAGCAAUGGAGCUUUUUCAGCUGGGUCUAAGUGCUGCCAAAAAUACUGGAAACAAAACUGCAGAAGGAACUGCAUAUAACAACCUUGGCGGAACCUGUAAUUUUCUCGGUGAAUUCAAGAAAGCAAUUGAGCUUUGUCAGCGAGGUCUAAGAAUUGCCGAAGAGACUGGAAACAAAAAUGAAGAAGGAACUGGAUAUGGCAACCUUGGCGUUGCCUAUAGUUCACUCGGUGAAUUCGAGAAAGCGAAAGAGCUUUUUGAGAGUGGUCUAAAAAUUGCCCGAAAAACUGGAAACGAAGAUGCAGAAGGAACUCAAUGUAUUAACCUUAGCUGUGCCUAUCAUUCUCUCGGUGAUUUCGAAAAGGCAAGCAAAUUUUCCAAUCUGGGUCUAAACAUCGCAAAAAAGACUGAAAACAAAAAUUUGCUAGGAUUUGGAUAUAACAGCCUUGGCCAUGUCUAUCUUUCUCUCUGUGAUUUCGACAAAGCAAUCGAAUUGUUUGAGCUGGGUCUAACCAUCGCUAAAGAGACUGGAGACAAACAUUCAGAAGGACAUGGAUAUAUCAAUUUUGGCUGCGCCUAUCAAUCUCUUCAUGAUUCCCAAAAAGCAAUUGAAUUUUAUCAGCAAGGUUUAAGUAUCCUGGAAAAGAUCGGUCACAAACCUGCAGAACCAUCUACAUGUGGCGCACUUGCUCGUGCUUUUCAUUCUCUUGACGACUUCUUGAAAGCUGAGGAGCUUUUUAAAUCCCAAAUAAAACUGGUAGAAGAAAUGAGGGUUCUUCUUCAAGAGAAAGACGAGUGGAAAAUCAGCUUUCGGAAUAUGCAUGACUUUAGAGGUUUAGUAGCACUUCAAUUACAACAAGGCAAGACCAUGGAAGCGCUUUUCACAGCUGAGGCGGGGCGAGCACAAGCUCUCGUGGAUCUCAUGGAGUCACAAUAUGGAAGCAAAAAAUCAUUUCAAUCGUCGUCCAAACCGCAGAUGGAACUGACACUAUCUAACAUUUCAAGCCAUAUUUCGUCACCUACGCUAUUUUUAGAGGAAGACACGUGCGACAAAGUAGUUUAUCUUUGGCUUCUGCUAAAGGGACAGCAGUUUCAGUUUGUGCGAAAGGAAAUCAGUGUGGAGUUGAAAACAUUGAUUAACCAAACAUACACACAGAUUGGUGUCAAGAGAAGAGGUAGGAGCAAUAAUCGUUCCCCGGAUGAGCCAGAAGAUGAAGAAAUCGACGACUUGACCGAUAGGGGUACACAGGCGUCUGCAUCGUCGUCACAGCAAGACGAUGGCGGUGCUUUAAAAACAUUGUAUGAGGUGGUUAUUACUCCAAUCUCACAUUUGAUAAAAGGUGAUGAACUCAUCAUUGUUGCUCACGGUUCGUCAUUUAUUAUUCCUUAUGCCGCCCUUGUGGACCAGCAUUCCAAGUAUUUGUCUGAAACGCUGAGAAUUCGGCUGGCUCCAUCACUAACCUGCUUAAAACUACUGGCAGAAUGUCCGGAGUGGCUUCAUAGUACGUCUGGUGCACUGCUUGUUGGUAAUCCGUGGGUGGAAACAGUACGCAUUGACUGCAAAAAGUUACCGCAGCUCCCGGGUGCUGAGAAAGAAGUAAGAAUGAUUGGACAGAUUCUCAACAUUGUGCCUCUCACUGGUAAGAACGCUACAAAAGAGCAAGUUUUAAGCAGGCUUAACCCAGUGUCCCUAAUACACAUUGCGGCUCAUGGUCGAAGAGAAAAUGGAGAAAUUAUUCUAUCUCCUAAUCUUGCUAGUAUGGACAGACCAAAAGAGGAGGACUUUCUUUUGACGAUGGCAGAUGUAUUAGGUGCAAAACUGCACGCCAAGCUUGUUGUAUUAAGCUGCUGUCACAGUGGGCAAGGGCCAAUCAAAGCCGAAGGCGUGGUUGGUAUUGCACGUGCCUUUUUAGGAGCCGGUGCCCGUUCUGUUAUUGCGACACUGUGGGCGAUUAACGACGAAGCUACUCUGGAGUUUAUGAGACACUUUUACGAACAUUUAGCGGCAGGGCAAAGUGCAAGUAAGUCGCUUCAUCAGGCCAUGAAAUGUUUACGUGAGUCUGGGCAAUACAAAGCUGUGGAGCAUUGGGCCCCAUUUGUGCUGAUUGGUGAUGACGUGACAUUGAAUUUUAGCCAGUGA